Molecule: messenger RNA, 1197 nt
Organism: Gastrolobium bilobum
Lineage: Eukaryota; Viridiplantae; Streptophyta; Magnoliopsida; Fabales; Fabaceae
Product: protein REVEILLE 6-like
Exons: 8
Coding region: 1-918 (305 amino acids)
Molecular function (GO): DNA binding
Source: RefSeq, a predicted model, not a curated record
AUGGUAUCCAAAAACCCGAACCCCUCAGAAGCUUUCUACUUGGAUCCUAAUGACAUGACGCUGCCUGGCCUCGUCCCCUUUUCCUCCGCCGCCUCCACCUCCGAUUCGGUGGAGGACUCCGCCAAGAAGACCCGUAAACCAUACACUAUCACCAAGUCUAGGGAGAGCUGGACCGAACCCGAGCAUGACAAAUUCCUUGAAGCUCUUCAACUGUUUGACCGUGACUGGAAAAAGAUUGAAGCAUUUGUUGGAUCAAAGACAGUUAUCCAGAUUCGUAGCCAUGCACAGAAAUACUUUCUAAAAGUUCAGAAGAGUGGGACAAGUGAACAUCUUCCGCCACCCAGACCAAAAAGAAAAUCUGCUCAUCCAUAUCCUCAGAAAGCUUCCAAAAAUGUAUCAGGAUCCUUUCAAUCUUCAUCGGCUUUGCUUGAACCUGGAUACAUCCUAGAGCAUGAUUCUUCAGCAAUGCUUAAAACUCCUAUUAUUAACACUUCAGUGUCUUCCUGGUCAAACAACACCUUGCAGAAAACUGCCAAUGUAUUGAAAGGGCAAAAUGUGAAUAAUUGUUGCAGUAGCAGUGAAAGCACUCCUAGAGCACGGCUGGUUGGUGAAUCUAAUGGUCAAAGGAAUAAUAGCCAUCCUUUUAGAGUUCUUCCAGAUUUUACUCAAGUAUACAGCUUCAUUGGCAGUGUAUUUGACCCAAAUGUAACUGGACAUCUACAGAAACUAAGAAGUAUGGACCCUAUAGAUGUUGAGACGGUGCUACUGUUGAUGAGAAACCUUUCUAUCAAUUUAACAAGCCCAGAUUUUGAGGAUCAUAGAAGACUGCUUGCGUCAUAUGAGGUGGAACCCAAGACAGAUAACUAUAUCAAUGCAGAUCGACCAAUGUAUGAUGAGCAGUUGAAGAGUGCAACUUAGAUGGGGUAUAUGCAGAAAAGGGUUUUGUUUUGCAGCUAUUGAAUGCAGUUAGGGAUGGGAUUUUGCAAGAUGAGGAAAUAAGAUGCGCAUCGCAACAAGCUGAGAGUUUCCAGUCACAACCUUAUGAAGAUACUCUGGUUAGUAAUUGCUGUUGCUCGUUAUCUGAGCAAAACAAGGCUUUUAAUUCCCUUAAUUCAAUUUGGUCGUGUAUAUAUUCAUUAACAUAUUAUAAAAGAAAAUAAUGAUGCAGGAAUGUAUAGGUUUCAUAGUUUUGCAUAG